AGCCGAGCGCCAUCGCCCAACUUUGAGAGGAGAGCUAGCAUAUCAUCGACCUAUUCCAACGAGAACCCCUUUGCUUCCAAGCCAAGCUCGAUCAAGAGUGAUCCUUUCGCAACAGAAAACAACACGCCUCGCGGAUCAUUUGAUGGGCCACCUCAGCAACCUCAACCUGUACACCAUGCUAAGCACAAGCGGAAGAACACUCUGCAGUCAGUGGUUGAUGGUAUCAUUCCUGGUUCUUUGCAACGUCGUAUGACUAACGCGUCUUACUUCCAACGGAGUGAGUUGUUCGGCACCUACGAGAAGGCCAAGAAGAAAGGCAUCGAGAUUCAGCGCAAGCCAUGGGCACAGAACACUUUCGAGUACAGCUUGUACCUCGUCAUGAUUCUCUUCAUCUACUUUGUGCUUAUUGGUAUGCCGCUUUGGAGGGGUGCAGUCUGGUGGAUGUACUGGGUUGUCCAGACCAAGUUUGUCCUUCCUGGUGGAUUCGGUAUCACUCUUGGCAUUGCGCUAUUCUACGCCUUCGCUCCUCUUCUUAUCCUCUUCGAGAAGGACCCUCCGCCUGCCGACUUCACUACAGAAACCAAGUACAAAUCCACUGUUGAUGACACUUGCCUCAUGAUCCCUUGCUACAAGUCUGCCGGACUCAUUGCCAACACUCUAGAGGCUGCCUUGAAGAUCUUCCCUGCGUCUCACAUCUUCGUCAUUGCCAAUGGAAACAGCCCCACGCCACUCGACAACACGGAAGAGGUCUGCCGCCCUUACGGAGUCAACCACAUCUGGUCGCCUAUUGGAUCAAAGAUUGUUGCCCAGUUUGUUGGCUGCUACGCCGCAAAGGGGUUCAAGAACGUCUUGCUCAUCGAUGAUGACUGUGCCCUUCCCGAUAACUUCCCCAUCGUCACUGACCGCAUGACUGACAAAGUCAAGUGCAUUGGUUACACCAUCAAAUCCGUCGGACCUAACGGCUCCAAGGGAAACCUUUGCCAACAAGCCCAGGAUCUUGAGUACAAGCUUAGCGGUAUCCAGCGUGAAUUUGCCGGCAAGGUCGGUUCUGCUACUUUCCCCCACGGCGCCAUCUCCCUCUGGGACCGUGAACUCCUCAUCAAGACUUUCCACGAGCACCCCGGUUUUAGUGUAUCAGAGGACUGGUUCUUCGGUCACGUCGCCCGCCAGCUUGGUUCUCGUAUCAAGAUGUGCUCGCAAGUCUUCGUCGAGACCGAGACCCCCACUGCUGUCUUCUUCGCUGGCGGCGGCUCUCGCGGUGGCUUUGGUGAAAUGACCAUCUUCUCUCAACGUUUCAAGCGCUGGAACUUCUUCUUCGUCAACGGAAUGUACUACAACAUGGCCUACAUCCUCUGCGACUGGAAGCUCGGCUGGUGGGAGAUUGGUGCUAAGAUCUUUGUCUUCCAAGAGGUCUACGAAACUCUCCUUUACCUGCUGACCCCCUUCAUCCUACCCAUCUCCUUCUACGUCCGCCCGGACUUCUGCGGUUACCUCCUCGUCGCCACAAUCGUCAUGUACGCCAUCAACGUCAUCAUCUUCAACGAAGUCCAUCUCCGCCGCAAGAACGAGCGCGUCGGCUGGGUUCUCCUCUACGUCUACUACCUGCCCUACAAGAUCGUCCUCACCUUCGUCAACGUCGCAAGCUGCUACUGGUCACUCUACAAGUACGCUCGCUACUUCGCCAAGCGUCACCCCAAGGUCAUCGAGGACGAAAAGGCUGUCGAGGUCGUCAUUCGCCUUGAAGAGGACCAGGCCUCUAAGCAGGGCGGUCUGGGCCGUCGCCUUACGGUGCGCACGGUUGCUGGUCGCCCCAGUGUCGAGGAGCAGGAUGAUGAC
Bipolaris oryzae ATCC 44560 is the source of this 1836-nucleotide messenger RNA. RefSeq names its product glycosyltransferase family 2 protein. The transcript has 3 exons. The record is from RefSeq and is a predicted model, not a curated record. Lineage: Eukaryota; Fungi; Ascomycota; Dothideomycetes; Pleosporales; Pleosporaceae. The annotation marks the transcript as partial.